Messenger RNA from Dibothriocephalus latus, 300 nucleotides. The record is from the annotation of a GenBank genome assembly. NCBI's taxonomy places the organism in Eukaryota, Metazoa, Platyhelminthes, Cestoda, Diphyllobothriidea, Diphyllobothriidae.
ACGUCUGCCCUCGAGGCUGAGGUUCACCAGGAAAGGCAGCGUGCAGCCGAACUCCAACAACGCCUUACGGGAUGGGAGAACCGUCUGGUGGACUUGAACAAGAUGGCCGACAAGGAGUGGACCGCCAAGGACCAGCUUCAUCAGGCUUCAGUGUUGCGACUGGUUGCGGAUCUUCAACGCCUGCGCAACGGUUCGCCCGAGUAUGACUUUGACCUGCGCGAGUCGACCAACGGCGACAACACCUUCAACGACAUCCCCGUCGCUCGGGUGGGCACUGCCGCCCCUCCUGCGGUCGUCAAA